Molecule: messenger RNA, 803 nt
Organism: Lathyrus oleraceus (garden pea)
Lineage: Eukaryota; Viridiplantae; Streptophyta; Magnoliopsida; Fabales; Fabaceae
Product: ATP-dependent 6-phosphofructokinase 7
Exons: 4
Biological process (GO): glycolytic process
Molecular function (GO): 6-phosphofructokinase activity
Source: RefSeq, a predicted model, not a curated record
GUAGAUUACCUUGUUCUCUUGAAAGAUGAAUGGGCAAAAAACCUAAGCCCAGAUACUGUUAUAGUAAUAGCGGAAGGUGCAGGUCAGGAGCUAAUUCUUCCUAGUGACAAAUCUAAUAAGAAUAGGCCAGAUGCUGCUUCAGAUGACUUGUUUCAUGAUGUUGGUCUUUGGUUAUCUCUGAAAAUUAAGGAUCACUUUGCAAGAAGUAAAAAAAUGGCUAUAAAUUUGAAGUACAUUGAUCCUACUUACAUGAUUCGUGCUAUUCCAAGUAAUGCGUCUGAUAAUGUGUUUUGCACCUUACUUGCUCAAAGUGCCGUUCAUGGCGCAAUGGCUGGAUACACAGGCUUCACAGUUGGCCCAGUUAAUGGCCGAAACUGUUACAUUCCAUUUCAUCUUAUAAAUGAGGGGCAGAAGAGGGUUAUGAUAACAGACAGGAUGUGGGCAAGGUUACUGUCCUCCACCCAUCAGCCCAGUUUUGUGAAUCCUCUACAUAUCACAGAAGAAGCAAAAGCAUAAUGAACAGAACACAUCAGAAGUAGAAGAAAGUGUGUUAAGUCACAGUUAUAAAUUAUAAUAAUGCCUUUAAAAUUGGCGAGUUACUUCAGCAAAUUUAAUGCUUGUAACAACAAAUUACAUAAUUGACACAAGACAAACAAAACUAUAGUAUAUCUAUAUUUACAAACUUCUGAAAGUGUCAAAUUGUACAUCUUACAAAACAAAGAGAUCUGCACAAUUUUAGCAGCUUGUUUUAAUUGUAUUUAUCUACUGAAUACUACAUUAAUAAACUCCUUCAGAUUCUUGCA